GCAAACAAUAGCAUUUGCAUUUGCAUUUGCGCUCACACACUCUUCUCUCUCUCUCUCACUCUCUCACACACACAGCUUUUUCUUCUUCUUCUCCUUCUCCACAGAACACAACAAUGGAUCUCCAAAGUCUCAACCACAACAAUAAUGGCCAAGACCCAAACUUUGACACAAACUCAGACCCUCCAAACCCCACCAAUGCAACAAACGAUGAAACCCAAGAACCCAAACUCAGUUUUGAAGACUUUGAUAGCACUUGUUCCACUCCAUAUGUAAGUGCACCCUCUAGUCCAGGGCGUGAUGGCCCUGUGAUAAGUGGCUUCUUUUAUAGUGCCCCAGCAAGCCCAAUGCAUUACUUUGCACUCAGCUCAGCUUUGUCAGCAUCAAAGACACCAACUUCAGCUCAGUCUUCUUCAUCAAUGGAUGAUUUUGAGUUCUCAGCAAGGUUUGGUUCAAGUGGGUUUGGUGGAACUGGGUCUAUGAGCUCAGCUGAUGAGUUAUUCUUGAAUGGUCAGAUCAGACCCAUGAAGCUCUCCACACACUUAGAGCAGCCUCAGGUUUUAGCUCCAUUGUUGGAUCUUGAAGCUGAAGAAGAUGAUGGUGUGAGAGGCAGAGAUCUAAGGCUACGUGAUAAGUCUUUGCGUAGAAGAACUAGAUCUAUGUCACCACUCAGAAACACAGGGUUUGAGUGGUCAGAAAAUGAAGACAGAGAUGCAACUAUAAAGAACAAAGAUAGUGAUGGUUUGGAAGUGGAAGAAAGUGAUGAGAGAGAGAAGAUUGAUUGUUCAGAGGCUACUACUCCUUCAGUUUCAGCUUCAUCUUCAAGAUCUUCUUCAGCUGGAAGAAGCUCAAAGAGAUGGGUUUUCUUGAAAGAUUUUCUUAGGAGUAAGAGUGAAGGAAGAAGCAACAACAAGUUCUGGUCUACUAUCUCUUUUGUUCCCACAAAAGAAAAGAAAUCAGCAAACCAACCAGUACUUCCAAAAGAUAAGGAUAGCAAGCUGAAUAGUACUUCGGCUAAUACUAAAGGAAAUGCACAAACUUCAGCUAAGAAAUCAGCAGGAAGGUUUGCCAAUGGAAUUGGUAAAAGGCGUGUGCCACCUUCACCACAUGAAUUGCAUUACAAAACUAAUAGGGCUCAAGCUGAGGAGAUGAAGAAAAAGACUUUCCUGCCUUAUAGGCAAGGGUUACUUGGUUGCUUGGGGUUCAGUUCAAAAGGUUAUGGGGCUAUGAAUGGGUUUGCUAGAGCUCUAAACCCAGUCUCCUCCAGGUAAAUCUAUCCGUGUUGUUGGGGUUUCAAGAUAAAAAAAAAUUGUAUAGAUUUUUUUUUGUUUUAUGUUUAGGAUUUUUAUUAUUAUCUAUAUGUAUUUAUCGUUGGAGAAGCUGUCCCCAAUUAAACGAGGUUGAUGAAAUUAUGGGGUUCCUUUUGUCCCCAAUUCGCCUUGUGUUAAGGGUCAAGUAGUGUGGAAUAUCCACCUAUAGUGCACUUUCUAUCAGUCUUUGAUAUGGUACUUUCUCUCUCAUAGGGUUUGUUGUAAAGCUAUGAGGAAGAUAUAUGAUCAAAAAUCUUGUUCCUUAUGGUUACUCAAGUAACAGCCUAUAAAAAGUUAAAUCAAAGUUAAAUGUAAUUAUUGUGCUAAUAA
Molecule: messenger RNA, 1637 nt
Organism: Quercus lobata
Lineage: Eukaryota; Viridiplantae; Streptophyta; Magnoliopsida; Fagales; Fagaceae
Product: stress response NST1-like protein (DUF1645)
Exons: 1
Coding region: 114-1268 (384 amino acids)
Source: RefSeq, a predicted model, not a curated record